AGCACCCCGGGCAUUUCCAGCGAGCGCCCGCCAGCAGCCCGGCACUGAUUGAAAUUUAGGCGUCUUCAGAGAGGGAAGAUCCUCAUCUUCCGAAGCCUCCUCAAUGAGUGCCAAGCUCUCCAAGGAGUUGAGGCUCUCCCUGCCACCUUGUCUUCUGAACAGGACAUCUGCCACCUUAAACGCCAGCAGCACCUGCAUCACGCAAGUGGGUCAACUCUUCCAGUCCUUCUCAUCCACCCUGGUUUUAAUUGUCCUGGUCACCCUCAUCUUCUGCCUGAUCCUUCUCUCCCUCACCACCUUCCACAUCCACAAGAGGAAGAUGAAGAAGCGGAAAAUGCAAAAGGCUCAAGAGGAGUAUGAGCGGGACCACUGCACCCACAGCAGCAAUAGCGGCAGCAUGGGGGUGCAGGGAGAGGCACCCCAAGGAAGAGACAGCCGUCUGGGAAGACCCCCCCAGGACUCGGAGAUCCAGCGCGCCUCUCCCUCGGCAGCCCCGAGCUCUCAGCAAGCACGGGCUUGUUUGGACACAGCUGGUGCAGGGCUCUUGCAGACAGUGAUUUUGUCAUGA
Fulmarus glacialis (Northern fulmar) is the source of this 568-nucleotide messenger RNA. Its product is annotated as chromosome unknown open reading frame, human C11orf87. The record is from RefSeq and is a predicted model, not a curated record. Bases 104 to 568 code for a protein of 154 amino acids. Lineage: Eukaryota; Metazoa; Chordata; Aves; Procellariiformes; Procellariidae. The transcript has a single exon.